This is a messenger RNA of Pyrus x bretschneideri (Chinese white pear), 2908 nucleotides long. RefSeq lists its product as uncharacterized. Bases 1446 to 2582 code for a protein of 378 amino acids. The transcript has 5 exons. The record is from RefSeq and is a predicted model, not a curated record. Lineage: Eukaryota; Viridiplantae; Streptophyta; Magnoliopsida; Rosales; Rosaceae.
UCCCUAGAAUUGAACUACCGAACAAUAGGUGGUAUUCGGACUCCCUCAGAAAGCAUCCAUCCGGAAUCAACUUUUUCUGCCCAAUAAACCCUUAACUCCUUCUUCCUUCAACCUCUGUCUUUGCUCUCUCUGUCAAAGGAAGAUUUAGCAGGUUUCGUGGCCUGCGAGAUUAUGGUUUCAUGACCAAAAUCAUAAGGGAAGAAGAUGAGGAUUUUGGAAUUUCAAUUUUGAUCAUUCGUUGGCUGCAGAGGAGACUCAAUUGUGAGUGGAAAGGGGAGCGGCUGGUGGUGAGUGGAAAGGGGAGGCGGCCGCAGAUGAAGAGAUAGGGAUUUGUAGGAGAGGGAGAGAGAGCAAAGGGAGGCGACUGGUGGUGACUGGAAAGGUACCUUUUCGCUGCCGCACCAGAUCGUCGCGCCUCUGAGGAGACUCGACUGUGAAAUUUGUUGGAAGGGACUGCUGCAAAACAAAGCGAUGGAAGGAGACGGAGUGAGUUGUGAGACAAGCUGCGACCGAGUGGCUAGGUUUUUAUAUCUAUUUUUAUUUUAAUUAAUUGAUUUUUCGGAGGUUCAUUGAAUUAUCAAUCCUAUCCAAAAUAUAUUGCUGCGUGACUAACCCUGGUUGUUAUUAUUAUUUUUGUUUUUUAUUUUAAACUUUUAAUUUUUGAUUGUCACUUUUUUUGGGUAAUGGGGCAGGACAGAGGGUCUCAAUAAAAAAUGAAAAAAAGGAUAAAAGUUUUACCGAAGAAAAAAUAUACUUUCUACUAUAAAAAAAAUAAAAAUGUUUAACUAAAAAUAAUUAGCAUAUAAAUUAGAUUAGUUACAAUAGGGGUAUUUUAAUAAUUACGUUAAUUUUUAUUGUGAUUCAAGUGAAUUAGUAAACAUUUUAUAUAAGUCGAUGUCAUUUCUACUCCGAUUUCAAACAGUUUUAGUAAAGAAUUCCAACAAAAAUUUGAUUUUGAUUUCCCCACAUUCUAAUUUUUCCUCAACUCAAUUCUCUUCAAUCUGAUUACAGAUUAAUAAACGAACCAUAUAUAUAAUAUCAUAUCGAUUUUUUUUUUUCAAUUUUCAAAAUUUAAAAGGGAGGAGAGGGAGAUGCCCCACUUAUCAGUGGCGUUGGGCGACACUUAGCUGAAGUUUUCAAACUUAGGAGGGCGGGUCCGGGUCAGGCUGAAGCGACUCCCGCCUCAACAAAUUUUGAGUUUUAGUUUUACUCUUCUUUAAUUUAAAAACCGGCCCACACUUGUCCAUUUCCAGAUCCUCACUCAGAUUUCUUCCAUCUCAAUCACCAAACAUUUCCCAGAUUACAGAAAGAAGUUGGAGAAUCCAUUGUUUUUGGCGAGCCGCCGGAGAAUUGGGGUUUUUAGGGUUUCAAGAUUUUGAGGUUGAAUGCUUAAUUGGCUUGAUUAGAUUUCGAUUUUGUUUAUCCUUUUGCAAUUCAAUUGCAUUAUGAGUAGUGAUAAUUCAACCAAUGGGUCUUGCAAAUCCCGACGGGUUCUCGGUGAUUUGACCAACCGGCCCAUAAAAAGGGGGUUUUUGAUGAUUUCAGCUGGUUCGGGUGCUAAAUCUCGAGAUGAGUUCGGUAAAGAUGUUGAUUUGGAAAAUAGGGGUUCGAAAUUUGCAAAGCAAUUGUCUUUAGGGGUUGAGGAUUUAGUAGGAGAGAAAAGCAAGACCAAAACUGGAGCAAAUUGUAACCCUGAAGCUUUGUCUUCGCCAAAGGGCACACAGGAAUCAGUGUUUUCGCCUACUUAUAGUGAAAUUGAUGAUUCGUCGAAUGACGACAGCGAUUCUGUUACCUUGACUACGUCAAAUGAUAUGGGGGAAAAGUCCAGUGACAGUGGAGCUAAUGUGCGCAGUGCUCUAGAAGCCGGUGAUGCAUUGAUGGAUAAUUGCUCGUCCAUUGCUUCAAUUUCAAAAUGCUCAGGAAUGUGUAAGAAUGACUGUUGUGGUGAUGGGGGGAAAUGUCAAUAUGAUAAACCCGGACACAUUUCAGAAGUUAAUCAAAGCGUUCCUCUAUAUGAAGGAUUAGUCGCUGUUGUUUGCGGUAAUAAUGAAAAGGAUAUUGGAGUUGGUAAAGUGGCAACAACCAAAUAUGGUUCUAAUGAGUGGUCGAGGUUGCCUAGGUCGCAAAGUUGCUCGAAAUCCCACGAAUUAAAAAAGUUGGAAAGAUGCACGACUCUUAAAGGUGGUGGCAGUGCUGAUUUGAAUGUAGGUGAAUACUUGCUCAAAGAUUGCUCUUGUUCGUUUUGCUUGAAAGCUGCUCACGUCUUGUCGGAUCUCCAAUACCAGGAUAUCAAGGGUCGAAUUGCUGCAUUGAAGAGGAGUAAAAAAGAAGCGAGCAUAUUGGUUGAGAAAUGUGUCAGGGGAAAGGAGAUUAAUACUAAGGGCCGACUACAUCCAAACAAAGCGUCAAAAAGUGAAUAUGAUCUCUCGAGUCAGUGGAGAUCACUCUUUCUUAACAUGGAGGAUGUGCUUGUUCAUGAAAGCAACCAUCUUGAAGACAGUUAUGUCACACUAAAAAAUUUGAGGGACAACUGCAAGACGGAACUUGAAAUUACCAGUGGAAUGCCCUCCGAGAAACAAUAGUCUGUUUCCACUUUCCGGUGCUUGUGUUAUUGUAAGAUUGUUUGUCACUUUAGUUUGUCUACUUGUGCAUGUGUACCCAUGUAUUCAUGUAAUGUUGUUUGAAGACUGUUUUCUUCCCCAAUUUCAAAACCCAGGGAGCCUGUUUUCUUCGUCUUACCAUAUUUCUUAAUAAGCUGUAAACGUUCAUCAAAUUCAUGUAAUAUUCAUUUGGCAUCUGUCUACACUCAACCGUAUUUGGCACAGAAUUUUCAUUUGAACAAGCCUUGGGGAUGGAUUGGAGGAAUUUACAGGCGGUGAGUUUUCUUAUUCGCUGGCUUUCAUUUUUA